Miscanthus lutarioriparius is the source of this 294-nucleotide messenger RNA. NCBI's taxonomy places the organism in Eukaryota, Viridiplantae, Streptophyta, Magnoliopsida, Poales, Poaceae. The record is from the annotation of a GenBank genome assembly.
AUGGCGAGGGCAGCGGCGGCGAUGCUGGUGCUCGCCGUGCUGGCGCUGGCCGCGGUGGUGCCGCGCGCGGAGGCCGGGCAGAACUGCAUCUGCGAGUGCAUGAAGCUGUGCGUGCGGACGCGGAUGCGGAUCCCGAGCAUGGGCCAGUGCGCCGGCAAGUGCCGGGAGAACGCCUGCACCAAGAGCUGCGAGGAGGCCUGCACGCUGAAGGGCUUCCCCAAGCUGCCCAGCGAGGGCAUCUCCGCCUGCGAGGUGGAGCCGCUCACCCCCGACGAGGUGCACAUGCUGCACUGA